UCAAUAUGGAGAGAUUAGGCUUUCUGUAAUGAAGAAGCCCCUGAAGGUACUUUUGAUUAUGAUGAUUCAUGAGCUGAAGAGUGGUGGAACCAUUUUUAAAUUCUUAUGUGUUAGUGAAUGUGAAAGGUUGGCAUUCACUAUAAUUAUAACGUCUUAAUCUUCUCAUCUGUUUGUUGCUUUGAUAUCUCCCCUCUCUUUUUUCUUGUUGAUUUCAAUAUCUUAACCAGCUUCAGAUAUAUGCUGGUAGCUUCCAGAAUUGGCUGGCUUUAAGGGAUGCAAAUGGCUGCUAGACUGUAGGACUGGUUUCCAUCAAUAAAGAUAUGAAAGGGCAUGGAAUGAAAUGGUCGAGUCGUAAUCUUAUAUUGCCAGUCGACACCUUCCUUAAGGCGGGCUGAAAAGCAAAAUCCACGCAUGUUUUCCUGGGCUUAUUGCUGUAAUACCAAUUGUAACAUUAAUUACUACCUACCAAAGAUGAUUUCUCCUCUGAGGUGAAUCCACCUAAUCGUAAUUAUUGCUUUGUUUUUUUUAUAUUACUGUGAUAAGAACAACUUUAUGACCCCAUCCUCACAUUUACACUGCAAGCAUCUCUCAACAGGUUAUAUAAACGGGGGUUGGGUUGUAGAGUUUGCUUGCAGGAAGCGAUUCUACACACAAGGAUACACCUAGCUAUUCUCCUUCAGGUUUAUUCUUUCAUCCAUUGUGUGUUGAUGAAUUGUGCUGCAUAUCUUAUUUUUAGAAUUUGAUUUUACUCGCAAAUACAUUGUUUUUGUGGUUUUGAGAAUUUCUGGUAUAAAGCCAGCCAUGGAGAUUUUUCUUCCAGUGAGUUUCAUGAAUGUCUUCCAACUGAGUUUUUUUGCAAAAACUGUUCUGAUUUUAUAUGUGUGCAUCAAUUGCAUGCAUCUUUACUCAUGGCAGGAUUGAAUUUCUAAUCAAUAAAGCUCUUCCUCUGUUAAAUUUCUCUCUCUCUCUCACACACACACACACUCGCACAUUUAUGUCUCUCUCUCUCUCUCUCUCUCUCUCUCUCUCUCUCUCUCUCUCUCUCUCUCUCACACACACACACACACACACACACAUCAACUUGCACAUUUAAGUAUAUCUUUUAAUCCUGUAACCAUUUUUUGCUAAUUUUAUUUUAUUUGGUUUUCUGAUACAAUUUGAAGCGCUUCCAUGGGUAAUUCAAAAUACUCGAACUCUACCAAAUACAGCAUGCUUUUUUUUGGUUUCUUCAUACAGACAUAUCUUCUCCACCAUUGGUAUAUUUAAAUUUUCAUUUGCAGUUACGAUUUCUUAAAAAAAGUUUGUGCUGUCAGAUUCUAGCAUCUCCCAAUGGAAAGCACACGAUACACAGUGACACUGGAUGAGUUCAAACUUUUCCACAGGAUCGACCGAACAGUGUACCUCAUUCUCACAAGGGAUCUCGCACGCAACCCCGUAGAGUCCCUCUACAUCCUAGCUCUGUGGAUGUGGUUGGAGCGCGGAGGAGGGUUCUCGAAUUUCAUAUCCAAAACACUCUCCCUUCCUCCAUUCCUAGUCAACGAACUCGCUGACGAGGCAGUCACAUGCCUCAAAUGUCUGAACGUCCAGUUCCCAUUCAUAUCCGAAGCAAGCGAAAUCCCUCUCACACAGAGCCUCGUGGAGAGGGAUAUCUCUCUCCAGUUUUUCUUCGAAAAACGGUUUACCGCUUUCGAAGAAAUCCAAAUCUUGGUAAGCAGAGUCUGUGUGCCUUCACUUUCUGAUAUCAUGCAGGCUCAUAGACAGGUGGCGGCACCAUCUCCGAGCCAUGUGCAGAUGCAUGCACCGCCUCCGCCUCCGCCUCCAGCUGCUGUGGAUGACUCACUAGCCCACAGCUUCUUUAGCAUGAGGAUCGGUUCGGACGAUCCUGGUCCUUCUCGAGGUAGGGGCCGCCCGAACGACAGGACCAUGUUUGUCACCUUCUCCAAGGGGUACCCUGUGACAGAAACCGAAGUGAGGCAGUUCUUCACGAUGCUGCUCGGGAACUGUAUCGAGUCGUUGCAUAUGCAGGAGGUGGGGCGAAAUGAGCAGGCUCUGUAUGCUAAGAUUGUCUUUUUCAGAGCUUCGUUCAUCAGGUCGAUUCUCAGUGGUGCGAGCAAGGCUAAAUUCAACAUCAAUGGCAAGCAUGUCUGGAUGAGGAAGUUCGUGCCGAAGAAUAAUGAGUAGAUUGUCGUUUGAUGUCGUUUAACGUGUCGUCUCUGAAUGUCUUGUGUGUGCGUGCAUGCUGUUGUCGGUUAGUUUUUCCGUUUUUUCAGGUUUUAAUGUGUCGUAGUGGUGUCGAGGUCGAAGUUUCCUUGUUUGUUUAUUUUCAGUAUUUCUUGCUUUUCGGUUGUGUUUAGAGUCGGUUACUAAAGCUGUUUUGUGAUGGUAAAUUUGUCUUCAGUCGGUUAAUCAGUUAAUGAAGUGUAGCUUCUUUGGUUUAA
Erythranthe guttata (spotted monkey flower) is the source of this 2438-nucleotide messenger RNA. The record is from RefSeq and is a predicted model, not a curated record. NCBI's taxonomy places the organism in Eukaryota, Viridiplantae, Streptophyta, Magnoliopsida, Lamiales, Phrymaceae.